AACUGACUUUCUCCUUCAGUAGCCAGCCAUUACAGACUCUGGCUCAACUAAAUUUCUCCUCUCUUUAGGGUUUCUCUUCAACUAUUUCGAAUCCCAACUUCUUCAUUCCAUCAUAAAUAUACCCUUAUGUCGUUACAUCACACCUAGCAUUCCCGAAGGGAAUCAAAGGUUUUUCUUUUGCUCUAGCUAUUGCAAUUUGUGACUUGUUAGUGAAUAUGGUGCUUGAAUCCUCUGUUAUUAGUCGACCCGCCUUCUUUUCCGGUACAAAGUUUUCGUCUUUUGUACAUCAAAAUCGAAUUUUCAAAUGCCAAUUAAGAUUUUCAUCGAAAAGCAAUCAGUUCCCAACACUUGGGGUGUCCAAUUCUAUCAAUUCGUCCAUUUUUGGUGGAAUUCUCGGUUUGAGAUUGCCAAGACCUAGCAUUUUUGACACUAGAGCUCAUCUUAGACGGUUAACUGAGGAAAAUAGUGAUGUGGGUGGUGAUCAAGUUGGGGUUUUAGGACUGGAUUUAGAAAAUGUCAAGAUUUUGCUGAAGCGGGUAGUCUUUCUGGGGGCAAUGCUUUGUGGGGUUUUGGUUUUCGGGUGCAAGAGGGUGCUUGCAGUGGAUGGAGUGCUAAAUGCAGGGUACGGUGUGAUUGAGCGGUGCACUUUGUUGCUGAGAAAUGCGUGGCCUAAGGUGUCUAUGGUUCUUAAAGUUUUCAAAGAGCACGGUAUAAUUCUGACUGCACUCUUAAGUCUAUCUGCAUUCUUCUCAAUGGCAGAGACUUCGAUAACGACGCUAUGGCCUUGGAAGAUCCGUGAGCUGGCUGAGAAAGAGCCUGAAGAUGGAGUGUUUCGAAUGCUUCGCAGUGAUGUAACCCGGUUUUUGACUACCAUUCUCAUUGGCACAACGGUGGUCAAUAUUGGAGCAACUGCUUUAGUUACAGAUGCAGCCACAGCAAUGUUUGGAGAAGCUGGUGUUAGUGCAGCAACUGGAGUAAUGACUGUUGCUAUUUUGCUUCUGACUGAGAUCACUCCAAAAAGUAUAGCUGUUCACAAUCCUGCAGAGGUUGCUAGAUUUGUGGUCAGGCCAGUGGCAUGGCUUUCCUUGAUAUUAUAUCCAGUGGGAAGAAUUGUUACAUAUUUAUCAAUGGGAAUGCUUAAAAUACUUGGUCUGAAAGGGAGGAGUGAACCUUAUGUUACUGAAGAUGAAUUGAAGCUGAUGUUACGUGGGGCAGAGUUGAGUGGAGCAAUAGAGGAGGAAGAGCAGGAUAUGAUUGAAAAUGUGUUGGAGAUAAAAGAUACUCAUGUUAGGGAGGUCAUGACACCUCUUGUUGAUGUAGUUGCAAUUGAUGCAAGUGCAACCCUUGUUGAUUUCCACCAUCUUUGGGUGACUCACCAAUAUUCAAGGGUGCCUGUUUUUGAGCAGCGUGUUGACAAUAUAGUUGGCAUUGCAUACGCAAUGGAUCUACUUGAUUUUGUUCCCAAGGGUGAGCAACUUGAAAGUUCUACUGUGGGAGACAUGGCUCACAAGCCUGCCUACUUCGUGCCUGGUAACUGUUGAGUUUUUUCUCAAAUUGAUUUUUAAUGUUGUUCUUUGGGUUGACAUGAGGUCUUUCUGGCUUUUCUUGAAACAAUCUACUGGUCUUGGAGUUUAGAUCUGACAUGAUUGAGGUAGUGUCUGGCUAACAAGACCAUGUUUCAUCAGAAUCCCAAUAAAAGUAUAAAAUGAUCUCUACUAUUUUGUUGGUUUAGUAGCCAUUGUCUCGGGGACAAGAAAAUGGAGAGAUAGAGUACUUCAGAGUAAAAUUUUAAGUGCAAAAUUGACAGAAGGAAAUUUUCUGGAUAGAUUCAAUGUCUGUCUGGAAUCUUCUUAGAGAGUUUCGCAUUAGGAAGGUUCACAUGGCUGUUGUUCUUAAUGAAUAUGGUGGAACUGUUGGGAUAGUGACAUUAGAAGAUGUGGUUGAGGAGAUCGUUGGUGAAAUCUUUGAUGAAAAUGAUUCAAAAGAGGAGAUCCAGAAGAAAACUGGCUAUAUUGUAAUGAGAGCAGAGGGAAUAUAUGAUGUUGAUGCCAAUACAUCUAUUGAUCUGCUAUCUGAGGACUUAAAUAUCAAAAUGCCAGAGGGACAUCAAUAUGAGACAGUGUCUGGUUUUGUAUGUGAAGUAUUUGGAUACAUCCCUAGGACAGGUGAGAGCAUCAAAGUUGUCCUCGAAAGGGAUAAUCGAGAAGAUGAUGAUGAGCAUGAUGAAGUUGGAUCUGAUCAUCAAGAUGUAAAGGAAAGGCAUCAAAUAUAUAAACUUGAGAUAUUAGCUGCAAAUGCCAGAAAGGUUGGUGCUGUUCGUUUUGAGCAGAUAAACAAUAAUGGGAAAGCAUUGGC
Messenger RNA from Rubroshorea leprosula, 2355 nucleotides. The record is from the annotation of a GenBank genome assembly. Lineage: Eukaryota; Viridiplantae; Streptophyta; Magnoliopsida; Malvales; Dipterocarpaceae.